Messenger RNA from Danaus chrysippus (African queen), 2091 nucleotides. NCBI's taxonomy places the organism in Eukaryota, Metazoa, Arthropoda, Insecta, Lepidoptera, Nymphalidae. The record is from the annotation of a GenBank genome assembly.
AUGACUUUGUUAAAAUUUCUCCUGAUUGUUAUAUGGACAUCACCAUCUGCUACACAGAAUACUGUUUAUUCAGACGGUCCAUUCUCUUCUGUCACUGGGACGGUCACAAGGGUGUCAUCGCUAGUGGGAGGAGAGGCAAGCCUACCUUGCGAUUCACGCCCUCCACGUAAUGAUACCCUUCUCCUUGUGGUGUGGUACAGGGACGACAACCCUGUAUACAGUUACGACACGAGACUCUCAGGGUUAGCUGGUCACUGGACAGAUGACACAUUUGGAGAUCGAGCAAGAUGGGUCGGCUUUCCAAACUCCGGUCUCCAUGUCCGUGAUGUUCGCUCUCACGAUAGAUCCAUAUACAGAUGUCGGGUUGACUUUGAAGUGUCGCCUACAAGAAAUUAUAGAAUUUACCUCGAUGUUAUCGAGCUACCCUCGAAACCGGUGAUCUUUGACGAGUUUGGCGAAGAAAUAACAGGAACUGCUGGCCCUUACAACGAAGGAGGCGACUUUAAGCUUAUUUGCUCCGUGAAUGGGGGUGAGUACAUGAUUUGGCCAAGUUUUGGCAAUCCCACGCCAAGAGUACAAUGGUUGCAUGGUGAAACUGUACUUUCUUCACUAAUCACGGCUGAGAUGCCAGUGGGUAACACUAGGUCAUUGACCCUUUUGGUCAGAAAUGCAACUCGUGCACACUUGUUCUCUGUGUACACAUGUACAGCGGAUAACACACUGCUAUCUCCGCCACAAAACGCCUCUGUGCGUGUAGAUCUGUAUUUGCGACCACAGUCAGUCGAAAUCUUAUCGAGGGAGCAACCAUUUUCUGUGGGAAGACAAGCCGAACUUUGGUGCAAGUCAAACGGUGCAAGACCUCCAGCAGUUAUCACUUGGUGGCUAGGUGGCAAAAAACUUGAAUCUAUAACAAAACAUCAGAAUUUAGAAGAAAGUUACGAGACUCAGUCUCUGUUGAAAUGGACACCUUCAAAGGAACAAAACGGAAAAAUACUCACAUGUAGAGCAGAACAUUUCAAGUUCAGUAGUUCAACGAUUCAGAGCAAAUUGCAACUUAAUAUAUAUUAUGUGCCAGUUGCUACUGUGCACUUUGGCGCGAUAAUAAACCCGAACGAUAUUGAAGAAGGAGACGAUGUGUACUUCGGAUGUGAAAUUGAUGCCAAUCCCCCUAUUUAUAAAGUGGUGUGGGAACAUAACGGUAUUCUGCUUCAACACAAUCCUGCCCACGGAGUGAUCCUAGCUGGACACACAAAUCUAGCACUACGUAACCUGUCACGACACCAGGCCGGUAACUAUACCUGCGCUGCGUCGAACGUCGAAGGAGACGGAAAGUCGCAUCCCCUGCGAAUGCAAGUCAUUUAUAGACCAAUAUGUCAAUCGAAAGAUAUGAAAAUAAUAGGUGCAGCCUUACAAGAACAAUCGAAGGUAGAAUGCGAUGUAGAUGCUUUCCCUCCCCCAGACACGUUUGAGUGGACAUUUAAUAAUUCAGCAGGCUCAAUAAAGGUUGACCCUGAACGAUUUAACAUCAAUGAUCAAGAAGGAAAAUCGGUAUUAACUUAUGUCCCUGUAUCUCACAUGGAUUACGGAAAGUUGUCGUGUCGUGCAACAAACCUUGCCGGGCAACAAAUGUUGCCAUGCGUGUACAUUAUACUGCCUACAACUAUACCUGACCCACCCUACAACUGCUCAAUAUAUAAUUUAACUCAUGAUUCUCUGGAUUUAACCUGCCUUCCGGGGUAUGAAGGUGGCCUUCAAUGUACCUACACAGCAGAAGUAUGGGCCAAAGAAGGUUUAGUAACAAAUUCAACAAAUGUUACUACAGUUUGGAAUCUUAGAAGACUUGGCGCUAAAAGACUUUUAAACAUUUUGGUAUAUGCUGCAAACACAAGAGGGAGGUCUGAACAUAUCACAUUAACAAUAGUAACUGCCCCGCAAUUGUCUCCUAGAACAGAAGCGCAAGAGGUAUUCCCAUACCAAGUCAACUGGGCUGUCGGUGGUGUUCUUGGCGCUGUACUUGCUGUUACACUUAUUCUAUGCCCUGCACUUAUCGCUUCAAGAUUACGACACAGUGUUAGAGAUUACGGAGGUUAG